Molecule: messenger RNA, 776 nt
Organism: Drosophila rhopaloa
Lineage: Eukaryota; Metazoa; Arthropoda; Insecta; Diptera; Drosophilidae
Product: integumentary mucin C.1
Exons: 3
Coding region: 18-656 (212 amino acids)
Source: RefSeq, a predicted model, not a curated record
AACUCAGCUCGGCAGAAAUGAAGUCCGCUGUUGAAAUUUCAUUAAUUUUUAUAUGGUUUUUGGUAGCUGGAAUUUGGGCUCAGGAUACGAUUCCAGAGAUUCCAGUAGAUUAUAUGCCAACCACUACAACAAGAGUAGCAACAACGUUAGCUACGUCAACAGAGGAACAAACCACGCCAACAACCGAAUCCACCACGACUACAACAACUGAUCCUACUACAACUUCAACAUUGGAGCACACUACAUCUACAAUAACUGAUCCUAUUACAACUUCGACAACAGAACACACCACAACUUCAACAACAGUACCAACCACAACUGCAACAACAGAACCCACCACAACUUCAACGACAAAAUCCACCACAACUUCAUCAACACACAGGGCACCAAUUAAUCCGACCUACCGACCUCCCCACGUGCAACCCACUUACACUUCUAAAAAGCCUUGGGUAGUGAUGGAACCGGUGGAAAGGUGUUUUCUGAGAAACCAGCUGGAGUUCAGUACUUGCUGGCAAAACCCACCGACGACGAGCUGUUAUCGCUGCUGCUACUAUUACGACAGCCAUAUCAUCAAAUGUAAUAAGCUUCACCAUGGGCCAUGUGGGUGGUAUGAUCGGAGGCAGUUGAAAGUUCACGUUAACUGGAAACAAGUGUAAUAAAAACAAAACAAACAUAAAUAAAUUAACAUCAAAAAAUAAUCAAUUUCAGUAUUCACUGUUAUAAGUACCUGCUCACCGUUGUUUACUCAACCAAAUAUUUUUAAAGUGCCAGCAUCU